Molecule: messenger RNA, 5102 nt
Organism: Callorhinus ursinus (northern fur seal)
Lineage: Eukaryota; Metazoa; Chordata; Mammalia; Carnivora; Otariidae
Source: RefSeq, a predicted model, not a curated record
AUGAUGCAGGAAAGAAGGAAGGAUUGAUGAUCCGAAGAAUGGAGGGGAGAAUCCAUAGAACAAAGUCCUCAAGCAGAUGGCGGGGCCUGGUGCAUGAGCAGAGGUUUCACCUAGGCGAGGAGGCGUGUGAUGGACUCCUUUUAAUUUUGGCAUGAAUCAUAGAACACCACCCUACCCCGCUGGAGAUUAUUGUCUUCUGUGCAGAAGUGAGCGGAAAGACGCUUCGUUCUUAGAGAGUGGAAUUAAGACUGCGAGCAAAUUGGCCCUCUCCAUGGCUCCCAAGGGCAACAGCGUGCUGCACCUGCCACUGUGGGUGUGCCCGGACUGCCGGCGGACUGUGGAAAAGGAGGAGAGGCACAGUGGCCUCGACCAGCCAUCGCAGGGCCAAGACUUUCUUCUUCACUCCCCUCUUGGUGGGUCCCAGCCGGAGGCAGGCGGCGGGAGGCUAGCCCUCAGCGCGCAGACGCUGCCCUCGGCGGGGCUGGGUACUGCCCCCUCGGAUGCCGCGUGCGCCUGUGAGGCCUGCAGCGAGCGCAGAGAGAUUUCGGCAGAGACGGACCGGGAACCUCAGCAGCUGCAGAACUAUUGGUCGGAAGUGCGCUACAUGGUCCGCUGCAUUUACCGCCAGGCGGGGACCCCGCUGGCCGACGACCAAGACCAGAGUCUCGUGCCCGACAAGGAGGGGGUGAAGGAGCUCGUGGAUAGGCUCUGUGAGAGGGACCCCUACCAGCUGUACCAGCGGUUGGAACAACAAGCCAGAGAGUAUGUGCUGGAGAUGAAAGUCCGACUCCUCCGGCAGCUGUCGGCUGCAUCCAAAGUGAAAGCGCCGUCUGCCCUGCAGGGCCCUCCGCAGGCACACCAGUUCAUCUCUCUCCUUCUCGAGGAGUAUGGCGCCCUCUGCCAGGCAGCACGCACCAUCAGCACCUUCCUUGGCACGCUGGAAAAUGAACACUUGAAAAAGUUCCAGGUGACAUGGGAACUGCAUAAUAAGCAUCUGUUUGAAAAUCUGGUCUUUUCGGAGCCACUUCUCCAGAGCAACUUGCCAGCACUGGUGUCGCAGAUCAGGCUGGGAACCACGACACAUGACACGUGCAACGAGGACACGUACAGCACCUUGCUGCAGCGGUACCAGCGCUCCGAAGAGGAGUUGCACAGGGUGGCCGAGGAGUGGCUGGAGUGCCAGCAAAGGAUCGAUGCCUACGUCGACGAGCAGAUGACAAUGAAAACGAAACAGCGCAUGCUGACGGAGGACUGGGAGCUUUUCAAACAGAGGCGAUUCAUUGAAGAGCAGCUGACCAAUAAGAAAGCAGUCGCCGGUGAGAACAACUUCACGGACGCCAUGAGGCACAUGCUGUCCUCCCGGCUGAGCAUGCCCGACUGCCCCAACUGCAACUACAGGAGAAGAUGUGCUUGUGAUGACUGCAGCCUCUCACACAUCCUCACUUGUGGUGUCAUGGACCCCCCCGUCACUGGCGACAUCCACAGUCACCAGCUGCCCCUCCAAGUGGAUUCUGCUCCCGACUAUCUCACUGAGAUGCGCCCACCUAGCGUGUCCUCAGCAAGCUCAGGGUCAGGUUCCAGCUCUCCCAUUACAAUUCAGCAACAUCCCAGACUCAUCCUCACAGACAAUGGCUCUGCACCAACUUUUUGUAGUGAUGAUGAAGACGUUGCACCACUGUCAGCUAAAUUUGCUGAUAUUUAUCCACUGAGUAACUACGAUGAUACUGAGGUGGUGGCCAAUAUGAAUGGAAUCCACAGCGAAUUGAAUGGUGGCGGGGAAAACAUGGCUCUGAAAGAUGAGUCCCCUCAGGUAAGCAGUACCAGUAGUAGCUCUUCAGAGGCUGAUGACGAAGAGGCAGACGGCGAGAGCAGUGGGGAGCCGCCAGGAGCCCCAACGCAGGACGUAGCUCUAAGCAAUGGGAGUCCCAGGAAAGAGGAAAGUAAAGUGGACAGUCCACCCCCAUCUUACCCUACUCAGCAGCCUGAACAAGCUCCGAACACUUGUGAAUGUCAUGUUUGUAAACAGGAAGCUUCCGGACUCACGGCAUCAGCAAUGACCGCAGGAGCCCUCCCCCCAGGCCAUCAGUUCCUGAGCCCAGAGAAGCCCACCCACCCUGCUUUGCAUCUUUACCCCCACAUCCAUGGACACGUGCCUCUGCACGCGGUCCCACACCUGCCCCGCCCUCUCAUCCACCCCACCUUGUAUACGGCGCCCCCCUUCACACACAGUAAGGCUUUACCGCCAGCACCUGUUCAGAAUCACACAAAUAAGCAUCAGGUAUUCAAUGCAUCUCUUCAAGACCAUAUUUAUCCAAGCUGUUUUGGGAAUACUCCAGAGUGGAAUAGUUCUAAAUUUAUAAGUCUUUGGGGAUCAGAAGUGAUGAAUGAUAAGAACUGGAAUCCUGGCACUUUCUUGCCAGAUACAAUUUCUGGGAGUGACAUAUUAGGACCAACACUCUCAGAAACAAGACCCGAAGCCCUUCCACCUCCGUCUAGCGGUGAAACACCUGUAGUUUCCGAGAGCAAGGAGAAAAAAAACGCCGCAAAAAAGAAAUGCUUGUAUAAUUUCCAAGAUGCUUUCAUGGAAGCAAACAAAGUUGUGAUGGCCACGUCGUCAGCCACCUCCUCCGUGUCCUGCACGGCCACCACGGUGCAGUCCAGCAACAGCCAGUUCAAAGUGUCGUCCAAGAGGCCUCCUUCCAUAGGUGAGGUGUUCCACGGUGUCAACAAGGAGGACCACAGACACGCGGUGCCGGCCGCCCCGAGGAACAGCCCCACAGCCUUGGCGCCACUUCCCGCCCUCGCCCCUGCCGCGCUCGCCCCGGCCUCCUCGCCUCACCUCGCAAGUCUUGCAGCCCCGUCCUUCCCCAGCACUGCUGCCCCGUCCCCCGGGUUUGUGGAGCCGCGCAAGAGCUUCUGUCCUGCUCCGGGAGCGCCCCCGCCCCCCGCAACCGAUGGCUCCAUCAGCGCUCCCCCCAGCGUCUGCAGCGACCCCGACUGUGAGGGCCACCGCUGCGAAAACGGCGUGUAUGACCCGCAGCAGGACGACGGGGACGAGAGCGCCGACGAGGACAGCUGUUCUGAGCACAGCUCCAGCACGUCUACCUCCACCAACCAGAAGGAGGGCAAGUACUGUGACUGCUGCUACUGCGAGUUCUUCGGGCACGGCGGGCCUCCAGCUGCGCCGACAAGUAGAAAUUACGCAGAGAUGAGGGAGAAGCUCCGUUUGCGGCUGACCAAGAGGAAAGAAGAGCAGCCUAAAAAGGCGGACCAGCUCUCGGACAGAGAGAGUGUGGUUGACCAUCGAAGGGUGGAAGACUUGCUACAGUUCAUAAACAGCUCAGAGACCAAGCCCGUGAGCAGCACUCGAGCCGCCAAGCGAGCCAGACACAAGCAGAGGAAGUUGCUGCUUCUUCUCGCAUCACAGCUGGAGGAGAAAGCUCGCCUGGAAGCAGAGGCCCGGGCCCGGGAGCACCUGCACCUCCGCGAGGAGCAGCGACGGCAGCAGGAGGAGGAGGAGUUUCAGCGGCUCCAGGAGCUUCAGAAGCUGAGGGCUGCGAAAAAGAAGAAGAAGGAGAGGCCGAGUAAAGACUGUCCCAAGCUGGACAUGCUUGCUAGAAACUUCCAGGCAGCAGCCGGGUCCGUACCCAACUCUGAAAACAUGCACAAUGGCUCACUAGAGCAACUGGAAGAACCAGAAACCUCCUCUCACUCUCCUUCCAGACAUGGGGACCACACGGAGCCCAGGCCAGGGCCGGCGGCCAGCGGGGAUGCUGCCAGCCCCGCGGACUCCAGAGACUCCACGCUCCUCCUCCCAAAGGAGGCCAGUGCGAAGCGGCAGGAGCCACUGUCUUUUCUCCUUGACAUAAUGCAGCACCACAAGGAGGGGAACGGCAAGCAGAAGCUCAAACAGACCAGCAAGGCCAGCAGCGAGCUGCUGAGGAAGCCAGCCGAGCCCCCCAAAGCCUCCGAGGGCCAGCCCCGACCCCGGCCCCAGACCGAGUCAAAGGCAAAAGUGCUUGACUUCACUUCCCUGGCGGAGCACAAAAGGGAGGACAGAAAGGUGAACAGUAACAACAAUAACAAAAAGCAGCUGAACCACGUCAAGGAAGAGAGGUUGAAUCCGGCCCCCCCAGAGCCUGCCUCCCCCAGUGAGCACCCUCAGGACAGCAAGCUGGUGCUGGCGGACUCUCCGCAGCCUAAGGGCAAGAGCAAGAAAAAUAGGAAGAAGAAAGGAGACAGAGUCAGCAGUUCAAUCGAUGAUGUCUUUCUGCCUAAAGAUAUCGACCUAGACAGCGUGGAUAUGGAUGAGACAGAGAGGGAAGUGGAGUAUUUCAAAAGAUUCUGUCUGGAUUCCGCUAGACAGACCCGACAAAGACUGUCCAUCAACUGGUCCAAUUUUAGCUUGAAAAAAGCCACUUUUGCUGCCCACUGAAUGAGGACCGCCUGGAGAGGGACGCGCGGGAGGUGGGCCAGGCCCCGGAGCCGCAGCGCCGGCCCAGGGCCGGGCCGGGUGGGCUGCCGCCCCCGAGAGCCCCAGACCGAGGACUCGCUGCUCGGCCCGCGCCGGGAGCUCGUGUGCGUGUGUCUGUGAGUGAGGCGUUGAGCACGGCGCCGUGCUGUCGGAUUGGAACAGUGGCUCCUGCCGGUUCUCCACCCCGCGGCCCGGGAGCCUGGGUCGUGGCCAGAGACGCGUUUCAUCAUCCACGUGGCUCGUUGCCUCUGCAUCUCGCCCUGUCCUGUCAUCUGUCCCCGCCAGGGCACUGCCGUCACUCAGCUCUCGUGUGCCCUGCACCCCACCCGAGGCGGGCUGGGCGGGCAGGCGCUCUUCCGUUCUCCUCCACAAUCUACUGUCUAAGAGUGUACACGUUGCGCUGUUUGUGUCUGACCCCCUGACUUGUAGCCAGCUUGUGUAAGAUCCCUUGCAGAAUGAGAAAGUUCAAAAACAAAACCCCACCCAGUACUCACACCAUCAAGUCUGUUAGAGAGUGUACGACUGUAUUAACACGGAGGCCUGCCUGGCUACUUUUUUAACAUAUUGUUAAGUAAUAUUAAAAUCAUGUCUUUCUUUUUGAAAGAUGGAAUACAUUAGUACAGCAGAA